This is a messenger RNA of Macrobrachium nipponense, 2246 nucleotides long. Its product is annotated as transmembrane protease serine 11F-like. Gene Ontology annotation, molecular function: serine-type endopeptidase activity. Gene Ontology annotation, biological process: proteolysis. Lineage: Eukaryota; Metazoa; Arthropoda; Malacostraca; Decapoda; Palaemonidae. The coding region runs from base 204 to 2105 and encodes 633 amino acids. The record is from RefSeq and is a predicted model, not a curated record. The transcript has 12 exons.
GAACUCUCGGUGUACAAACUACACUGGCGUACACAGGUACGCACACAUUCCCACUCUCGCAGUUGGGUUACUCGCGGUCAUAGGACAGCGAAAGCAAGUCUAGAUUUGUUAGUGCUCCUGAAGUUUCAAGACCUCAGAGAUUUGGACUGACAACGUUCUACGUAUUUGUCGAGGUUGCUACACCUCGGAGGGUUUUCGUCGCCAUGGGACGCCUCACUUUAUUUCUGUGCUUCCUGACAACGGCUAUCAUCGCAGAUGACCAAUUAGAAGCAGAUUCGGCCGCCACACCUCAGUCAAGGCUUCUGUUGAAUCCCUUCAGUAUUCUGGGCAACCCUCCUUGUGAAUACAACGGCGCUGAUGGAGUCUGCUAUGGCGAGGUCGAAUGCUUGGCGUUGGCCGGUAGUUACGGAAACUUCUGCCCAGGACUUCAAGGCCUAUGCUGUUUAUUUUACCGAACGUGUGGUCAGAGGACCUCCCAAGAGGUGUCGUAUUUCAGGAAUGUGCAGUUUCCAUUAGAAGAGGCCACCCCAGAAGACUGCGCUUUCCAGGUCAUCAAGAGAUCUGAGGAAUAUUGUGGAAUGAGAGUGUCGAUGGAAAAGGCAGACUUACCCGCCAAGUCUGGAGGGUCGUGUGAUGACGUGCACUUCAGAGUGAAGGGAAUCCACAACGACCGCUUGAAACCCAAAUGCGGAAGGCUCACUGGGAAAAAGUAUUCCUAUGACAUGAAACACGUCAACGAAGUGUCAGUGCAUAUUACCUCCCAGAGGUCCACCAGCGUCUCCUGGAACCUCAGAGUGGAGCAGGUGAAAUGUUCCCAGUGGGAGGGCGAGGAUCACGAGGAGGAAGAGGGAGUUGAAGUGGGGGGAGGAGGUGGAGGAGGGGUCGGGGUCGGUGGAGGCGGCGGUGGCAUCUUCAGCACCACAAGUAAACCAGUGUAUCCACCUACCUUCCCUCCAGUCAUAGGUCCCCCAGCGCCCCCUACCUCUUCACCCAUCACAGGAGGAGGAGGAGGAGGAGGAGGAGGAGGAGGAAGUGGAGGAGGUGCAGGCUUUGCUAAGUGUGGAGUCAAAGGGCCCCCAUUCAACCAAGGCACCCGAGAGUCAGUGAGAUUGGUGUCCUACAAAGAGCCCAUCGGCCCAGAACCUGAAGUCAUGGCAAGGCGUCGUAAGACUCCGAGCAGCCGGAGGAGACCGGUGGACAGGGAGCACGUCAACAAUAAGGGCAAUAAACAGCAGCCUCAGAUACGGCCAGUCCACCUGCCACAUGUGAAAGGGUCCAUUGCGUCAGGCGCCGCCGUCACUUCCAUCGACUGGGAUGUGCCUUCUCUCAAUGACACGCUCUUUGCUCACUAUGCUGGAAAACCAAGUCUGUUGUCAACAAGGAUCACCUUCGGGAACGUGGCUGGCCUCCGGGAAUUUCCUUGGCAAAUCGCCAUGACUGUCAAUGGCAAAUUCCACUGUGGAGCCUCCCUCAUCAGCGACUCCCAUGUGCUGACUGCUGCACACUGCGUCGUGUCAUACCAAUACUCGCCAUCUCAGAUUGACUUGUCUCUCGGGGACUGGGAUUUAACUACCACCUCAGAGGGCAAGAGUAUUAAGGCUAAAGUUUCCAAAGUUUCUGUCCAUCCGCGCUAUUCUCGAUCAACCCUCCAGAAUGAUUUGGCUGUCCUGAAACUGACUGAAAAAGUGGAAUACACAGAUCGGAUCAGGCCCAUAUGUCUUCCAACAACAGAUAUUAAUGUAGAAGAUCAGCUCGCCAUCGUCUCUGGAUGGGGAAGGAACGAAGUUGCAAAAUUACAAUCUCAGCUGCAUUAUGUUCAGGCCACAGUCAUCAAGAACAGCGUCUGCGAUCAAAGAUGGAAUUCAAAUGGAGCAGCCAGAGGGUUCAUAGUCUCCUCCAUGAUGUGUAUGGACUCAUCAAGUGGAGACUCUUGCAAUGGAGACAGCGGAGGUCCCUCCAUCCAUGAGCAACCACCUGGUUCUGGCAAUUAUGUUCAAGUGGGCAUCGUGUCCUUCGGAUCUGGGACCUGCACAGACGCCAGCCUCCCGGGCGUCUACACCCGCGUCUCCUACUACCGAGACUGGAUCCAGCAACAAAUGACUUGAUCUGGACGCUUUCCCUCGCAUCAUCUGUCUUUCGGCCCUCACCCUGCCUCUGCAAUAUUAUGCGUUAUGAGAAGAAUGUGUCAGAUAGAUUAAUUGUUAUGCAUGCUCUCCCCACACACACAGAUAUAAUGAUAUAUAUAU